GCUACAGUCAGCUGUACGUGAAGAUCUGAAGCUGCCACCAGUUCAAAAGCUCAGGAAACCGUUGUCAAUGGCCACGCGCCAGAAAAUGACAAUCUUUUUUCGAGUCUCUCAAGUCCCUGUUUGUUCCAGGUUCUCGAGGCUGGAACCACGACUAGAAUCAAGGUGCUCAAGGCUGGAACCAAGAGAAAAAAAAAAAAAUUUCGCCCAUGGUUCACUUCAGUGGCUAUGGCUGGGACGAGUGCCAGACCAACGAUGUGCACGUCUUCGACUUCGGGAUGUACACCUGGAGCAAGCCUGUGAUAAAAGGAACGCACCCUUCUCCUCGGGACAGCCACAGCUCCACGGCCGUCGGGUCUAAGCUCUAUUUUUUCGAGUCUCUCAAGUCCCUGUUUGUUCCAGGUUCUCAGAGGCUGGAACCACGACUAGAAUCAAGGUGCUCAAGGCUGGAACCAAGAGAAAAAAAAGAAAUUUUCGCCCAUGGUUCACUUCAGUGGCUACGGGUGGGAUGAGUGCCAGACCAACGAUGUGCACGUCUUCGACUUUGGGAUGUACACCUGGAGCAAGCCUGUGAUAAAAGGAACGCACCCUUCUCCUCAGGACAGCCACAGCUCCACGGCCGUCGGGUCUAAGCUCUAUGUGUUUGGUGAUACCAAUGGAACCAGCCCGCUUGACGAUCUCUUUGUUUUGGAUAAUGCUACCAACACCUUGGGGAAACCUGACGUUUUUGGUCCGAGAGAAGGACAUAGCGCGUCUCUCAUGGUGACAACCUGUUCGUGUUUGGGGGAUGUGAGAAAUCCAGCGAUCCCUCCUCCAUGUUUUGGACACGAAUACUUUUGUCUGGAAGAAGAUUUCUACCACUGGAGUCUCGCCUAUUCCUCAGGAUAGCCAUACCUGCUCUUCCUAUAAGAACUGUUUCGUUGUCAAGGACAGUGGUAAUCCAGAAACAAUGGCAUGGCGGGAGGUAAAGACGACUGGUGCCAAGCUGAUGCCAAGAGCCGGGCAUACAACAAUCAGCCAUGGAAAGUAUCUCGCUUGUAGGUAGAUUUGUUUCCUGUUGGUCUCUCAUGGGGCUUUUACGUAUUUUGCAGCGACUG
This is a messenger RNA of Selaginella moellendorffii, 1094 nucleotides long. Its product is annotated as rab9 effector protein with kelch motifs. Gene Ontology annotation, molecular function: protein binding. Bases 478 to 885 code for a protein of 135 amino acids. Lineage: Eukaryota; Viridiplantae; Streptophyta; Lycopodiopsida; Selaginellales; Selaginellaceae. The transcript is spliced from 7 exons. The record is from RefSeq and is a predicted model, not a curated record.